Molecule: messenger RNA, 1713 nt
Organism: Cladophialophora yegresii CBS 114405
Lineage: Eukaryota; Fungi; Ascomycota; Eurotiomycetes; Chaetothyriales; Herpotrichiellaceae
Exons: 8
Coding region: 1-1713 (570 amino acids)
Source: RefSeq, a predicted model, not a curated record
AUGGCCGUCCCAGAACCAAGCCAGAACCGCCAGAAGAAUAUUUUCGUGCUCUGUUUUGAUGGCACUGGCAACAAGUUCAGCGGCAAAGAGACCGACAGCAACAUUUUGAAGCUCUACCGCAUGCUCGACCGCACUGACGUGAACAUGUACACAUUCUACCAGCCGGGCAUCGGGACGUAUAUUACAACUCAUUCGAUCCAAACAACGUCGACCCUCGGCCGAAUACGGUCAUGGUACCUCAAAACCAAAGACGAGGCCGUCGGCACGUCCUUCGCAGACCACGUCAUGGGCGGCUACAAAUUCCUCAUGCGAUACUACAGCUGCGAAGACGAUUUGUACUUCUUUGGGUUCAGCCGUGGAGCUUAUACCGCUCGUUUCCUGGCAGAAAUGCUGGACCACAUCGGGCUGCUGGCAGCCGGUAACGAGGAGCUCAUACGAUUUGCUUGGAAGACUUAUGCCAAAUGGGCAGCCAGGAGCAAUGAUGGCAGUGAAGAGGCCCGGAAAGCUGAGAAAGAGCAGUACGAGUUCAUGCGAGGCUUCCGAGAAACAUUCAGCAGACCAGUACGCCGGAUUCGGUUCCUCGGUCUCUUUGACACGGUCAACUCGGUUCCCCGGUUCGAGUCUGCGUGGAUGCAGAGAAGCAAGUUUCCUUACACCGCCCGUUCAUCAGCCAAGGUCAUACGCCAUGCCGUCUCCAUCGACGAAAGGCGAGCCAAGUUCCGACAAGACCUCAUCGGUGGAAGCCACCAGCCACACGCGGACCACAUCGGGGCCGAAUUACAUCGGUACGAGUCGGACCUCGCGCAGAUGAAUGAGAAAGUCGGAAACCAGGAGUCCCACGAGCAAAACUCAACACAACAGGGUCCAAGGAUUGCUUUCUCAAACUCGAUAGGUGGCCAUUUAUCAGUGCCUGAUCAGGUAGUACCAAAACGCUCAUCCGACAGUCUUGCUGGACCCAUGCAUUCUGCUUCCACCGAGCAUCUUCGUGAAAGACCUAAAUCACCACGGAGGCAUGCCAGACGCACAUGGUCCGGAGCACAUCGUCCACAAGACAUCCAAGAAGUGUGGUUCGCAGGUGGUCACGGUGACAUCGGUGGUGGCUGGGACAAGUCUGACAGAGAGCACUGGAUGCUCAGUCACACGCCGCUAGUGUGGAUGCUACACGAGGCGGAAAGGGCCGGGUUGAAAUUUGACCCUGGGAAGAUGGCUCGCCUGGGAUGCUCGCCUCAUGCAGUGGACGAGUUUGGCGAAAGAACUGAGGAUACUACCACCCGCCAAGCGUUUACCGAAAGGCUCGAGAGCUCGUUCACUGACUCUGUAGCUCACGAUUGUCUGCAGUUCGGCAGUGGCCUGCCUCGUGGCACCGUGUCUUUCUGGAAGAUGAUGGAAUAUCUUCCAUUUCGACGAAUGGAUCUGCAGGAUGGGAAGUGGAAAGCAAUUCGUUGGCCGCUUCCAAUGGGUGAAACUCGAGACAUGCCCGACGAUGCACAGAUCCAUAUCUCGGUCAUCAGACGCAUGCAAGCGAACCCACACUACCGUCCAGGAAACCUCAUCGUCGGUGGUGGUGGUCGAGGCGUGAGGAAGGCGCCCGAGAAAUAUGGCAUUGGUGAAUGGCUGGCACACCGGGAUGAGGGUGAUAUUAUCAGGCAUACCGUCGUGCGCAGGAAGCGAUCGAAGUCGGAUUCUCCAGAUAAGAUGUCGAAUGGACAGUAA